UUGACAAUGUUGUUUGAGACGUGGCAAAUCAGUGUUCCGGAGAAGUUGGGAUGGCAGUAGCAGCAGGAGUGAGGUGGUGGCCAUUUGCGGGUCGCAAAUUGAAAUUGUCGUCAUCGGAGAAGCCAUCUUCUACGUCUUCGUCUUCGUCUUCAUCCAUUUCAAGCACGAGAAUCAAUGCUCUGUUUUGGGGAUCUGGGAAUGGAAAUAGAGAUAGCAAGUCCAUCUCCUCCUCCUCAAUCUCCAUCUCCAUGCAACAACAAUUCACUAUCACAGGGGGAGGGGUGUCAGAGUCAGAGUCACCUAAUUCUAAUUGUAAAGUGAUAACAGUUUCAGUUAUAUCUUCAAUCUCAGAGGUUCCAUCCAUUGAAUGGGAUGCUUGUGCUCUCGAUGCUACAGGCCCUGAAAAGUUCAAUCCAUUCCUUACCCAUGCUUUUUUAUCAACCUUGGAGGAUUCUGGUUCUGCUGUCAAGGAAACAGGAUGGAUGCCACACCACAUCAUUGCUAAGGAUGAAGAAUCCAACAACAUUGUAGCUGUUGUCCCACUCUAUCUUAAAAGCCAUUCAUAUGGUGAAUUUGUUUUUGAUCAUUCUUGGGCUAAUGCAUACUAUACUUAUGGAUCGAGAUAUUACCCAAAGUUACAAUCUUGUGUGCCCUUCACACCAGUAACCGGUCCAAGGAUCUUGCUUCGUAACACCUCUUUCAAAGAUCAAGUUUUUGACAUUUUAGUCUCUGCAAUGAAGGAUCUCACUGUCAAGUACCAGAUUUCAUCAUUACAUGUUACUUUUCCCUCUGAAAACGAGUGGCAGAAAUUCACUGAAAAAGGUUUCCUGCCGAGGAUUGGAAUGCAGUACCACUGGAAAAACCGUAACUACAAAAAUUUUGAUGACUUCUUGAUGGACAUGAAGCAAAGUAAAAGAAAAAAUAUACGUCAAGAGCGCAAAAAGAUCUCAGCCCAGAACUUGAUUAUGAAACGGCUACGGGGUUAUGAGAUAAAGGCAAGGCACUGGGAUUCCUUCUACACUUUUUACAGGAACACAACUGAUAACAAAUGGGGUACUCCUCACCUGACAAGGGAUUUUUUUCAUGAGAUGGGAUCAAAAAUGGGAGAUCAAGUACUACUUGUUGUUGCUGAAGAAGGGGAUGAAUUAAUUGCAGGAGCCCUAAAUCUUAUUGGAGGAGAUACUUUGUUUGGGCGCCUAUGGGGGUGUCACCCACGAACUUACUAUCCAAGUUUGCAUUUUGAAGCAUGUUAUUACCAGGCAAUUGAAGCAGCUAUUGAACUCAAUCUUGAAACAGUAGAGGCAGGAGCUCAGGGCGAGCAUAAGAUUCAGCGGGGAUAUCUUCCUGUGACAACUUAUAGUUGCCAUUACCUUAUUGAUGAAGAAUUUAGGAAAGCUAUAGAAGACUUUUUAAUGCGUGAAUCUUCUCAGGUGAAGCUUGUUAUGAAACUCUUGCAUGACUCUGGUCCUUUUAAGGAAAAGUAAACACAUCGGCAUAGUGUUAAUUUUAAUUUGUAAAUAUGUAUGUGGUUUUAUCCUCUAACAUUAUAUUUUGCUAGGAAUAUGUAUAUGGUCGAAUCAGUGGACAUUGAUUAAUACCUUAGGCAUUUGUUGCAAAGGUAACUGGUGCAGCUCAAUUCUGAGAGUAGUUUCCUGGUAGGCAUGUAUGUAUAUUUAAAAUUAAAUCAGUGACCAUAAUUAAAGUCCAUUC
Messenger RNA from Gastrolobium bilobum, 1710 nucleotides. RefSeq lists its product as uncharacterized. The coding region runs from base 51 to 1484 and encodes 477 amino acids. The record is from RefSeq and is a predicted model, not a curated record. The transcript has 10 exons. NCBI's taxonomy places the organism in Eukaryota, Viridiplantae, Streptophyta, Magnoliopsida, Fabales, Fabaceae.